UGUCAGUCCUUGUCCCCCUGAGGGGAAACUUGAAUGCUCCAUGGAAGCUGGCAACAGAACCACAGUCACUGCGUUUGUUCUCCUAGGACUAUCCAACAACCCUCUGAUCCAGGGAGUACUCUUCGUACUGUUCCUGGUGAUCUACCUCCUGACCCUCACGGGGAACCUGCUGGUGCUACUGGUGAUCAGUACUGAUUCCCAUCUCCACUCUCCCAUGUGCUUCUUCCUGCGUCACCUCUCCUUCCUGGAUGCUUUCUAUUCCUCGAUCAUCGUGCCUAAACUGCUAGAGAACCUUCUUUCCAAAAAGAAGACAAUAUCUCUCCUUGAGUGUUUCACUCAGAUUUCCUUGGUCAUACUUUCUGGGGCUGCUGAAGCUUGCCUCCUUGCAGUCAUGGCCUAUGACCGGUUCCAGGCUGUGUGCCACCCACUGCUGUACAUAGUGGCUAUGAACAGAAAGGUAUGUACUGGCCUGGUGGGAGCCUCCUGGGCCAUAGGAAUGGGGACUGGCCUGGUUAACACCAUCCUUCUGGCUCAGCAGCAUUUCUGUGGCCCCAACCUUGUCCACAGUUUUGCCUGUGAGCUCCCCCCAGUGCUCCCGUUGGCCUGUUCUGACCCCCACAUUAGUAUCGCCACCAUCCUGACCACCAUGGUGGUUCUGGGCCUUGGCACCUUUGUCCUAUCGCUGGGUUCCUAUACCCGUAUCAUCACAACAGCCCUGAGGAUCAACUCUGCCACGGGUCGAAGCAAGAUCUUCUCCACCUGCUCUUCUCAUUUUCUUGUUGUCACCAUCUUUUAUGGUUCAGGCGUUUUCAGGUACAUGACUCCAGCAUCCGGCUCAGCCCUGGAGCAAGUGCUCUCCGUGCAGUACAGUGUGGUGACCCCAUUGCUAAACCCCCUCAUCUACAGUCUGAAGAACCAGGAGGUGAAGGCAGCUCUGAGGAGGAUGCUGGCCAGGAAGCCCAGGCUUACCUUCUAA
This is a messenger RNA of Equus caballus (horse), 976 nucleotides long. The record is from RefSeq and is a predicted model, not a curated record. NCBI's taxonomy places the organism in Eukaryota, Metazoa, Chordata, Mammalia, Perissodactyla, Equidae.